Molecule: messenger RNA, 756 nt
Organism: Parnassius mnemosyne (clouded apollo)
Lineage: Eukaryota; Metazoa; Arthropoda; Insecta; Lepidoptera; Papilionidae
Source: the annotation of a GenBank genome assembly
AUGUGGAUUGAUGUUAGCAGGCGUGAAAGACAGAAUUAUUUAUCACAACCCAACGAAUGCUUUAUACCUGGAUAUACCGGCCACUGUCCGAUGCUAAAAUUUCGGUACGGCAAAUGCUACGGAGACAACACGCGACAAAUACUUCGAGAAAUACGUUCCAAAGGGCUGUAUAACAAACCACUAGAAUACCGCCCCCGUGAUAACUACGAACUGGACAACAUGCCGCGUCACAACGCUCCAACUGCGGACGUGUACGACGCGGUCAAACACAGACAGCCCGUUUACAUGACUGGAUAUACAGGUUACAUACCGGGGAUGCUCUUUAGAUAUGGCAAAUCAUACGGCAGGGCGGCCGACGACUGCAUCGCCGAUUUUACCGAGAAUCAACGUGAACUAAGACGCAAAACGGACUUGAACAAAAGCUAUGCGCGAUCAAGGAGUGCACCAAAAAUGGAAACUAUACACUCCAGGGAUGAAAUACGACGCGAUAUGAAUAAAUUCAGAGAGAUUAAUAAGUACAAAGAUCACACAAUAUCACCAGAAUUUCCACCGAUAGCUGGCUACACGGGACAUAUUCCGCGAAUCAAGGGAUCUGAAGCAUCUUUAAGUCAAAGAUACCAUUGCGCUGCGAAACGUGGUCUUGAACUCAUUAAAAUGGAAAGGGACAAACGGAAGGAAUUACAUGAAGCCGACGUAAACAUAAAAUCAAUUUUGAAGGGAAAUCAUAAAAAAUAUUCCUAUUGGAAUUGGGGAUAG